Molecule: messenger RNA, 6044 nt
Organism: Chinchilla lanigera (long-tailed chinchilla)
Lineage: Eukaryota; Metazoa; Chordata; Mammalia; Rodentia; Chinchillidae
Gene: Phex
Product: phosphate regulating endopeptidase homolog, X-linked
Exons: 22
Coding region: 597-2846 (749 amino acids)
Biological process (GO): protein processing
Cellular component (GO): plasma membrane
Molecular function (GO): metalloendopeptidase activity
Source: RefSeq, a predicted model, not a curated record
ACACACUGAAAGAAUAUCUUUGAUGAGGACAAUUCAGGCAAGCAGCACGAUUAUUGCAGCAGAAUUACAUAAUUAGCUGAGAUCUUGAAGUGGGUUGGGCGAGUCCUUGCCACCUAACUUAUCAUGGUUGGGGGGAGGCUGAUGAGAAUCCAGUUUUGAUAAAGACAAUUGUUUUCUCCUCCCCAAGUGACUAUACAUUUAAAUAGCUAAAACAUCUGUUCAGCAACAUAGUAAAACAUGUAUACUCGGAACGCUUGAGAGAGGAGCCUGCCAAAUAAUCGGUUGAGAGGGACUUUGCUGAAGGAGAGCACCAAGAUAAAGCAACCGCUGUUUGUUUUGUCUAGUCAGGAGAAAAGCCAAGGCAACCAAUAUUUUGAAUCUCUUUUAUUUCAUUUGUGAAAGAUUACUUGAGAGAGGGUGGCGAGGGGAGGUUUCCUGACAGGAAUUUCUGAAGCUGUCCAUUGGUAGAAGAGCAAGAGCAAGAGCAAGAGCAAGAGCAAGAGAGCCUUGGAUGUCAACACCUACCAAGCUCUUGGGACCGUCCACCAAACCACGAGCAGUGACUUUCUUCCUGAGCGCUCUCUCCAGCCCUUCUGAUGGAAGCAGAAUCGGGGAGCAGCAUGGAGACUGGAAAGGGGACCAACAGAGGCACUCGAAUUGCCCUGGUUGUGUUCGUUGGUGGCACCCUGGUGCUGGGCACAAUCCUCUUUCUAGUGACUCAAGGUUUCUUAAGUUUCCAAGCUAAACAGGAGUACUGCCUGAAGCCAGAAUGCAUCGAAGCCGCUGCUGCCAUAUUGAGUAAAGUAAAUCUGUCUGUGGAUCCUUGUGAUAAUUUCUUCCGGUUCGCUUGUGAUGGCUGGAUAAACAGUAAUCCAAUUCCUGAAGAUAUGCCAAGCUAUGGGGUUUAUCCUUGGCUGAGACACAACGUUGACCUCAAGUUGAAGGCACUUUUGGAGAAGUCAAUCAGUAGAAGGCGGGACUCUGAAGCCAUACAGAAGGCCAAAAUUCUUUAUUCAUCUUGUAUGAAUGAAAAAGCGAUUGAGAAAGCAGAUGCCAAACCACUGCUCCAUAUCCUGCGACAUUCACCUUUCCGCUGGCCUGUGCUUGAAGCUAAUAUUGGUCCAGAGGGAGUCUGGUCAGAGAGAAAAUUCAGCCUUCUGCAUAUACUUGCAGCAUUCCGUGGUCAAUACAGCAAUUCUGUAUUCAUCCGCUUGUAUGUGUCCCCCGAUGACAAAGCAUCCAAUGAACACAUUUUGAAGCUAGACCAAGCAACGCUUUCCUUAGCUGUGAGGGAAGACUACCUUGACAACAGCACCGAAGCCAAGUCUUAUCGAGAAGCCCUUUAUAAGUUUAUGGUGGACACUGCCGUGCUUUUAGGAGCUAACAGCUCCCGAGCAGAGCAUGACAUGAAGUCACUGCUUAGACUGGAAAUCAAGAUAGCUGAGAUAAUGAUUCCGCAUGAAAACCGAACCAGUGAGGCUAUGUACAACAAAAUGAACAUUUCUGAACUGAGUGCUAUGAUUCCCCAGUUUGACUGGCUGGGCUACAUCAAGAAGGUCAUCGAUACCAGACUGUACCCCCACCUGAAAGACAUUGGCCCCUCUGAAAACGUGGUGGUCCGUGUCCCGCAGUACUUUAAAGAUUUGUUUAGGAUAUUGGGCUCUGAGAGGAAGAAGACCAUUGCCAACUAUUUGGUGUGGAGAAUGGUUUAUUCCAGAAUUCCAAACCUUAGCAGGCGCUUUCAAUAUAGGUGGCUGGAAUUCUCACGGGUAAUUCAGGGCACCACAACUUUGCUGCCUCAGUGGGACAAAUGUGUCAAUUUCAUUGAAAGUGCACUCCCUUACGUUGUUGGAAAAAUGUUUGUGGAUGUACACUUCCAGGAAGAUAAGAAGGAGAUGAUGGAGGAAUUGAUUGAAGGUGUUCGCUGGGCCUUUAUUGACAUGCUGGAGAAAGAAAAUGAGUGGAUGGAUGCAGCGACAAAAAGGAAAGCCAAAGAAAAGGCAAGAGCUGUUUUGGCAAAAGUUGGCUAUCCUGAUUUUAUAAUGAAUGAUACUCAUGUUAAUGAAGACCUCAAGGCAAUCAAAUUUUCAGAAUCGGACUACUUUGGCAAUGUCCUGCAAACCCGCAAGUAUUUAGCACAGUCUGAUUUCUUCUGGCUAAGAAAAGCUGUUCCAAAAACAGAGUGGUUUACAAACCCAACAACUGUCAAUGCCUUCUAUAGUGCGUCUACCAACCAGAUCCGAUUUCCAGCAGGAGAGCUCCAGAAGCCUUUCUUUUGGGGAACAGAAUAUCCUCGAUCUCUGAGUUAUGGUGCUAUAGGAGUAAUUGUUGGGCAUGAAUUUACACAUGGAUUUGAUAAUAAUGGUAGAAAAUAUGAUAAAAAUGGGAACUUAGAUCCUUGGUGGUCUAUGGACUCAGAAGAAAAGUUUAAAGAAAAAACUAAGUGCAUGAUUAACCAGUAUAGCAACUAUUAUUGGAAGAAAGCUGGCUUAAAUGUGAAGGGGAAGAGGACUCUGGGAGAAAACAUUGCCGAUAAUGGAGGUCUGAGGGAAGCUUUUAGGGCUUAUAGGAAAUGGAUUAAUGACAGAAGGCAGGGCGUUGAAGAGCCUCUCUUACCAGGAAUCACAUUUACCAACAAUCAGCUCUUCUUCCUGAGUUAUGCUCAUGUGAGGUGUAAUUCCUACAGACCGGAAGCUGCCAGAGAACAAGUCCAAAUUGGUGCUCACAGCCCCCCUCAGUUUAGGGUCAAUGGUGCCGUUAGUAACUUUGAAGAAUUUCAGAAAGCUUUUCAUUGUCCACCUAAUUCUACAAUGAACAGAGGUGCAGACUCCUGCAGACUGUGGUAGCUGGAGAUUUGAUUUCUGCCAUCCUGAGACAGCUACCUGGUGCCAGCAGAGGCAGCACUUCCUCAUCACCCACUACUUGAGGCCUAUAUUCCUCUGAGACCUUUUAUAUUUAGUGGGUGUUCUUUAUUUGGGUAGAUAACUUGCUUGGCUUUAAACAGUAUCUGUUCAGAGUCAUAGGGCUUAAAAAGGGAAUACAUGAAAUGAAUCAAGUAUGUUUCUUUAGAAAACCAAACCAACAAAAAAUAAACCCCUAGGCUACUUUUGUUAAAAGGUGAUCUACUGAGUUGUUGUUAUUGUCCAUUUUAGUGUGUUAGCCACAGCUAGGUGGUACAUACCAAUUCAGUCUAUAGCUUUGCAUGAUGCCUACAUAGAAUGUGACCAUAAAAAUGUUCAGUCCAUUAAACUUCUAAUCCUCAACAAUGACAACUUGUGUAUGAACACUUGGAAUGCCUUACUCUCUGUGGAACACAGUGCUAGAUUUAUUUCAUGGAUAGACAUUUUACACUAUUUCUAAACUCUAAGAUAGUUAACUAAGAAAUAUGUUGAUCUGUAUUUUACAAUUUUAAAUGACUUCAGCUUUGGAGUCUACUGGAGUAAAAAUGUACCUUAUAUCUUGCAGCUGAUACCAUUGAUUGCCCUGUGUAAGUCAGCAUGGAGAAAGAUGGCAGAAAGUGUUAGGUUAAGGGAUUUGAGUUUAUCAACUAGGAAAGAAGGGAGGAUAUCAUUAAGUCUCAGAAGAAGUAAAAGCUCCUACUCAUACAGCAGGGAAACUAGGGGAUGAAAUACUCACAAGUUUUUUCUAGUUGUAUGUACCUCAGCGAUCAUCUGUCUGCUGGACACUGUUCUGCGGCCCAGUUUCUGUUUGUUUCAUUACUCUUGCAUGUGUGAAUUCUGCUCCUUAUGCAAUGAGCAGACAUUGAAAAAAGAAUUUUCUGAUUUCCCAUUACGAUCAUGUGGCUUUCAUUUGCUUUUAGUGCAAAGGGGUAAACAAUGCAUCGAGGAGGGAAUAAAUGCCCUUUUAUUAAUGCUGCAUCUCAUUAGGAGAAAAUUGUUUUAAAAAUUCUUGAUUGAAGAAACUUCAGAAUAUAUUGAUUCAAUUUAGAAUUCCCUGCAUAUGGAAUACCAUUUUUUAUGUUUAAGUCUGUUAAAGAUUCUGUAUGAAAGAACAGUACUAUGUGUUUGAUCUUUAGAGCACUAUCUUUUUAAGUGAAGCUCUCUCUCUUUUAGCAUGUGGAUGUAUGUGUUAGAUAAAAUUCUAAUGGCAUUAAAGUAGUUACCUGGCAUUCUCUGUUUCUUAAUAUAGGCAAUCUCCCCCCCCCCCACAAACCAUUAUUCAUUGUGUAUGAGGUGCUGGGUUAAGUGGGCCGAUAGGAAACUCUCAAAAGCAAAAUGACAAAUUCAAACUAACUACAGGAGUUUGUUUUACAUCCGUAUGACUUGUCAUUUAAAAAAAUGUAAGUAAGUGCCUGUCCUUUUGUAACCAUGGGAACUUCUGAGGGGAGAAAAAUUGAGGGGCACCAUCAUGAGGAAAACAAUUAUACUACAUUAGUCAGAGGAGAGUGAUUUUCCCCUUGACUUCCUCCUCUCCAAACGGAUAAACUUCUGAAGGGCAGCUACUUUUACCUCCUAUUAGCCAUGGCUUUAUGUGACCUUAGUUUGUAUUUCUAAAAACAAACAGUAUUGGGUCAAGGGUGCUGGAAAUAUAUGUGCCUUUUAUCCAGAGUAAGCAUCUGGCUUGGUUUAGAUACAAAACAUAGUCCCCCCUCAACAUGUGGGCACUUAAAAUUAUUCCAGGUUUGUCAUGCUUAUAUGAAUAGUGUUUUGCUUCCAGGUUUCUUUUUUAAACUCAAAAUAAACACAUUCCUGCAGGCCAGAGAAAGUGUUUGAUAAAAGCAUAGAAUUAUGACUUUGGAAAUAAAACUCAUUAACUCACUUGGUCCAGGAAAACUGAUUCUGCAUGGCAGGGUUACCUUGUCCUAAUUAACGUGACUUGCUGUAACUUUGUCACUGAAAGUUACACACACGAUGGUGAUUAUUAAAACAAGCCCAAAGUGGCAAUACUGAAUCAUUAUCACUAGCUAGAACAAUUUUCUAGAAGCAUUGGAUUUCCAAGUGCUCAUGUUUAACUGUUCAAAUUACAGUCUGCUCGUCCUUCUCUUCAAUACAGAUUGCUAUAAGAAAGAGACACUGAUUAACUGCUAAAGGGAGGAAGAUAGAUGCGCCUGGAAGGGAGGGAGAAGCUGGCCCAAGGAUGUAGCAUUGAAGAGAAGACAGAAAUUUGGCAGUAUUUGCUAAGCUUAUCCACUGGAGGAGAGCCAUGAAAUUUUACAAAAGUAAUUAUGGUAAAUUAAAAGGAAAUUAGAUAUUAGAUCUCAGACUAGAGAUGCAGUAACAUACUUCCCUGAUUCAUAUACCAGAUGUUCUGCCAGUGAACUACUAUCUGGGCAAUGCAAGGACUUAGCUUUUUGUGAAAUGUUCCUGGAUUUGUCAAGGAUUCUCUCUAUAUAAAGUGGCAUGUCACCAUUGCCCGAAGUUUGCUGAGCUUUUUGCCAAUUGCUCAGCACUGGCCUCCUAUUUCCGUUUGUUUUCUCCUUUUAUGAGAUGGACUUGGACAUGACUAAUACAAGCUCAGGAUUUAUACAUUACACUGCAGUUUAUUUAGUGCCUUGCCUCAAUGGAGCUUAAAGCAUCGCACAUAAAUUUUAUCUUAUUUAGCCCUCGAGCAUUACUAAGAAGCAACUAGGAGCCAUGCCUUGCCAGACAGGUUAUGCUCAUAGCAGAGAAAUAGAGAGACUUGACUUUUUGUCAAGGAUCUCCGAGUCAGAAAAUACAGAGGCUUUAUGCUUUGGGCUACUGAACUUUAGAUUAACUUUCAUCACUUAGAUUAUCCUAUUCCUCAAUCCAUUUAUUCAGUCAGUAUAUCUAUAAUCAUGUAGCCUUUGAUAGACUAUUCCUUUGAUAUUUUUAACGUAAUACCUUCAUUACUUUUUAAAACUAUGGAAUAAUAUAUGACUGCUUCGUACAACAACAUUAUGAUCACCAGUGGCAAUACCCCACAGGUUUGAAGACAGAUUUUCUUGGAUUAUGCAUCUUUUAUCUAAAUGGUCAUUGUGAUACUAGUUUGGUUGUAUUUUCUUCCCUUACUUGUAAAACAAUGAGAACAAAUAUUUUAAGGACAAUAAAAGUUGGUUGAAGACA